AUGCCUGUGAUGAAGGGCCUCCUGGCCCCCCAGAACACCUUCCUGGACACCAUCGCCAACCACUUUGAUGGCACCCACAGCAACUUCCUUCUUGGGAAUGCCCAGGGUCGCCAAGGUUACCCCAUCGUGUACUGCUCGGACGGCUUCUGCGAGCUGACGGGGUUUGUGCGCACUGAGGUGAUGCAGAAAACGUGCACGUGUCGCUUCCUGCACGGGGCGGAGACCAGUGAGAGGGUGAGGCAGCAGGUGGACAAGGCCCUGGAGGGACAGCAGGAGUACCAGGGGGAGGUGUGCUUCUACAUGAAGAACGGAAAUCCAUUCUGGUGCCUUCUUGACAUCGUGCCGAUUAAGAAUGAGAAGGGUGAAGUGGUUCUAUUCCUUUUCUCCUUCAAGGAUGUCACUGAGUCGUACGGAAAAAGCCACCAUCACAGCAACAGCAGAGGGGGGGAGGCCACAGAGGACGCACAUCAGAGCAGAAAACGCAGCAGUUCCCACUUUUCCCAAGCCAGGGAGAGGGGAAGGACUGUCCUGUACCACCUCACCAACCAGUUCUCCAAGAGGGGCAAGGGGAAACUGCCUAAUAGUGUAUUCCAGAAGCCCUCUCUCCCAGAGUACAAGGUGGCGGCGGUGCAGAAGUCCCGCUUCAUCCUGCUCCACUACAGCGUAUCCAAGGCCCUGUGGGAUUGGCUGAUCCUACUGGCCACCUUCUACGUGGCGGUCACCGUGCCCUUCAAUGUCUGCUUCGUCAGUCACCAGGACGACACCGACUGGGACUCCCGUAGCACCAUUGCCAGUGACAUCGCAGUGGAAAUGCUCUUCAUUCUAGAUAUCAUCUUGAACUUUAGGACCACCUUCGUGAGUCAGUCGGGUCAGGUGGUGUACGAUGCCCGCUCAAUCUACCUCCAUUACUGUGGCACCUGGUUCUUUAUAGACCUCAUUGCCGCUCUGCCCUUUGACCUCCUCUACGCCUUCAACAUCACAGUGACCUCUCUGGUCCACCUCCUGAAGACGGUGCGUUUGCUGCGGCUGCUGCGGUUGUUACAGAAGCUGGACCGUUACUCCCAGUACAGUGCUGUGGUCCUGACCCUGCUCAUGUCUGUGUUCGCCCUGCUUGCCCACUGGAUGGCCUGCGUCUGGUACGUCAUUGGCCGCAAGGAGAUAGAGAGCAGCGACCCUGUCACCUGGGAUAUAGGCUGGCUGCAGGAGCUGGGGAAGCGGUUGGAGACCCCGUACGUCAACAGUACGAUGGGCGGCCCCUCCAUGCCCAGCGCCUAUAUCGCCUCCCUCUACUUCACCCUGAGCAGCCUCACCAGUGUGGGCUUUGGCAAUGUGUGUGCCAACACAGAUGCUGAGAAGAUCUUCUCCAUCUGCAUCAUGCUCAUGGGGGCCCUGAUGCAUGCAGUGGUCUUCGGUAACGUGACGGCCAUCAUCCAGCGCAUGUACUCUCGGCGCUCGCUCUACCACACGCGUAUGAAGGACAUCAAGGACUUUAUCCGUGUGCACCGUCUGCCCCAGCUGCUGAAACAGAGGAUGCUGGAGUACUUCCAGACCACCUGGUCUGUCAACAACGGCAUCAAUGCCAACGAGCUGCUGCAUGACUUCCCAGACGAACUGCGUGCGGACAUCGCCAUGCACCUGAACAAGGACAUCCUGCAGCUGCCAGUGUUUGAGCGAGCCAGUAGGGGUUGUCUGCGCUCCCUCUCUUUGCACAUUAAGACCUCGUUCUGUGCCCCGGGAGAGUACCUCAUCCGCCAGGGGGACGCGUUGCAGGCCAACUACUUUGUCUGCUCUGGGUCUCUAGAGGUGCUGAAGGACGGCAUGGUCCUUGCUAUCCUGGGCAAAGGUGAUCUGAUUGGGGCAGACCUGACAGCGCAAGACAAGGUGAUCAAGACCAAUGCGGACGUGAAGGCUCUGACCUACUGUGACCUGCAGCACAUCAGUGUCCGUGCCCUGAGGGAGGUCCUGGGCCUCUACCCAGAGUACGGCAGUCGCUUCAGCUCUGAUAUCCACCACAACCUCACCUACAACCUGAGAGAGGGCAGCGAGGCAGAGGGGCUGACAAGGUUCUCACGGUCCCCUCGGCUCUCUCAGGAGCGAGCUGAUAAGGACCACAAGCUUCCCCUCAUUGCGAAGGCAGAAGAUGUGGAGUCUGGUGAGGACAUGAGCCACUGUCCCACCGGUGCAUCCCACCAAGGACGGCUGCUCCUGAUGCAUGGCCUGAGCAGCCCCGUCUGCCACCCUGGCUUCAGCAGCCUGCUGGGGAAGGAGCUUCGACAUGUCAAUACACUCCGUCUCUGCCGCUCCCCAGCCCAGGGCUGCAGAGGCCGUAGCCCCUCCCCUCAGCUGCUGUCCAAUGAGGAGGUUACUCUCGCCCCAGUGCCCACCAUGGUCACAGAUCACAGCUCAUCCCAUAGGCCAGCCAAGCUGCUCAUACCCUCCCUACAUUGUGUCAGCCCUCUGGACCUCAGCCCCAGGGUUGUGGAUGGAAUUGAGGAUAAUGGGCAGUCUUUUCACUUCAAUGUGGAUCAAGGCGAGGCAAAGACCAAAAGCAAAGACCCAUUCCAGGUGAGCGCCAACUUACUUCUGGAAACAGAGGAGGUGAGACAGAACAUCAGCCAGCUAAACAAAGAGAUGAAUACCCUUAACCAGGAGGUGUCCAACCUGACCAAGGAGCUCCACGAGAUGAUGUGUUUCCUGCAGGCCCAUGUGACCAUGUUUCAUUACCCCUCUGCCAUCUCCACCUAUCCUUACGGCCUGCAGAUGGCCCCUAACCCCAACUCCAGCAGCAACAUGAUUGCUGCCAAUGACUGGCAGACACGGGUGCCUUUCAGUAUGCCUGCUGGACCUCACCCAUCUCACCUCCAACAUGAGCCCCUCAGCCACCCUGCCAGGAACAUGUGGGCCUACAGUGGGGUGCCCCCCCAGGGCAGAGGUCAGAAGGUGGAGGUUGAGCACCAUCACCAGACGUCCAAUCCCAGGUCGUCCUGUUUACAUCCGUGCUGCUCGGACAGAGGCAGAACCACUGGUCAGGGACUUGAAGCCCAGUACAGGCCUUUCCCGACCUCCAGAACUACACCCAACUCUCCCUACAUGGGCCACUCCCAAUGCCGGACUGGGCCAUCUCUUCUGAACCUCAGCUCUGCCUUCCCAGUACUCCCAGGUGCGGGUCCUGGUCAGGUUGAGUACAAAGCCUCCAUCCCCACCAUCAGUACCUUUCGUCCCCUAUGUUCCCCGGGCAGCCUCAGCCACUCCCACCCAUCCCUGAGUGUCCAGGUCAACUCUGACCGCAGCCAUUCACCGUCCAUCUCCCCAACGCCUAUCCACGUCUCACUGACUCCUACCGGCCAACCACAGCUCCACACCGCCUUCAGCUCUCAGUCUGGGGUCUACACGUCUGUCAGCGCAACAUAUAAUCAGACGCACAACCAGACCACCCAGGGGCAGGGCUCUCUCAACAGAGCUAGGAAGAAUGACCUGGUGGGCUCCAGCCCUGUCCACACACUGGACUCAUCCCUACAUCUGGUAGGGCAGCCAGCAGGGCAAGGGCCAGACUGUGGAGGGCCUAAGACUGAGUACCCACAGGGCAGGGAGAGACCUGAGAGGAUGCAGAGUGAUGCUGAGCAGGCAGAGUCCCAGACCCAGGGGACCAACAUCAGCACACAGCAGGCCCUGGAAGUCGAGCCUCUCUGGGGCUUGGAGGUGACACAUUAG
Messenger RNA from Salvelinus namaycush (lake trout), 3711 nucleotides. Its product is annotated as potassium voltage-gated channel subfamily H member 4-like. The coding region runs from base 1 to 3711 and encodes 1236 amino acids. NCBI's taxonomy places the organism in Eukaryota, Metazoa, Chordata, Actinopteri, Salmoniformes, Salmonidae. Gene Ontology annotation, molecular function: voltage-gated potassium channel activity. Gene Ontology annotation, cellular component: membrane. Gene Ontology annotation, biological process: regulation of membrane potential; potassium ion transmembrane transport. The transcript is spliced from 16 exons. The record is from RefSeq and is a predicted model, not a curated record.